AUGUUAUCUUCUUUAUUGGAAACAUUAAAUAAUGGCUCGGGUGUCAUUAAGGCAGGUUUUGCAGGCGAUCAGAUACCAAAAUACUGCUUUCCAAACUAUGUGGGCAGACCAAAGCACAUUCGUGUUAUGGCUGGUGCUUUAGAAGGGGACAUUUUCAUUGGUCCAAAGGCAGAGGAGCACAGAGGUCUCCUCUCAAUCCGAUACCCCAUGGAACAUGGCAUAGUGAGGGACUGGAACGACAUGGAGCGCAUUUGGCAGUAUGUGUAUUCAAAAGACCAGCUUCAGACGUUCUCAGAGGAGCAUCCUGUGCUGCUGACAGAAGCACCCCUAAACCCACGGAAGAACAGAGAGCGUGCUGCUGAGGUGUUUUUUGAGACCUUCAAUGUGCCAGCACUAUUUGUCUCCAUGCAAGCUGUGCUUAGCCUCUACGCGACUGGGAGGACUACGGGAGUGGUGCUGGACUCUGGGGAUGGUGUGACCCAUGCAGUUCCCAUCUAUGAAGGCUUUGCCAUGCCUCACUCCAUCAUGCGGAUCGACAUUGCCGGCCGUGACGUCUCGCGCUUCCUGCGCCUCUAUCUCCGGAAGGAAGGCUAUGACUUCCACACAACCUCCGAGUUUGAGAUUGUCAAGACCAUCAAGGAGCGUGCCUGCUACCUGCCAAUAAACCCCCAGAAGGAUGAAACUCUGGAGACUGAGAAGGCUCAGUACUACCUGCCAGAUGGAAGCACUAUUGAGAUCGGCCCUGCCCGUUUUCGAGCCCCAGAACUCCUGUUCCGGCCAGACCUGAUAGGGGAGGAAUGUGAAGGACUCCACGAGGUGCUUGUUUUUUCCAUUCAAAAAUCAGACAUGGACCUGAGGCGAACGCUGUUCUCCAACAUUGUGCUGUCUGGAGGCUCCACGCUUUUCAAAGGCUUUGGUGACAGGCUGCUGAGCGAAGUGAAGAAACUAGCUCCGAAGGACGUGAAAAUAAGGAUAUCAGCUCCUCAGGAGAGAUUGUAUUCCACAUGGAUCGGUGGCUCAAUUCUGGCCUCACUAGACAGCUUUAAGAAAAUGUGGGUUUCGAAAAAGGAGUAUGAAGAAGAUGGAGCCCGUGCCAUCCAGCGACAAGCCUUCUAGCCCUGGGACCUGUCCUCGGCCUCCUCCGAAGACUCACUUCAGUUCUAAACUCGCUUUUCUGAGUGUCUGAGAGCUGCCUGUGUGUGUGUGUGUGCGCCAGCAUGCCCCGAGUCACUGAGCAAAGACGACAGCAGCAGGAGGGUUGUAUUAGUACUACUAACCUUAUUUUUUUUUUUUAUUUUAUUUUUGUUGGGUUUGUUUUGGAUAUAUAUUUUUUUUUAAAUGGAAAGGAGAAAUAUACAAGUCUGAAUUUCUCCAGAAUGGCCCAUUCCUUUUUUCAUUUCAGUCCCUUAAUUUAAUUUCUGUAUUGCAAUCACAUGUGUCACUGUAAAACAAACAAGCAAAAACAAAAGCUUGUAGAAACUGCCUGGCAGGCCAGAAGGGAGCCAACCACUGCAGACUGCUCAUGCAGGCAAUGCCUGGAUUGUCUGGAAACACAUAGCUGAGGCCCCAUUGCUACUUUCUUCUUCAGCAGUGUCUUCACCAUCAGUAGGUUUUUGAAGUUGUUUUUAACAUUUUUUUAUUAAGAGAAAACACAUUCUCAACAGUUAAGCCCAUUUGCCCCCACUGUUUUUGGUGUGAGUGCGUGUAUGUAUGUGUAACUUCUUAGCCUGAUGCGUGGGUCUGCACCGCAGCUGGAGAAGUUGGUGAUAGGUCUUAGUUUGUAUUGCAUGGAGUAGAACAAAGCAAAUUAAUCAGCUAUCAUUGUACUAGACGGUUAUUCUCUUGUACCUUAUUUUAAAUACCUUUUCUCCUUUGGAAGUGAAAGGCCCACAGUGGGGUGAAGGCACAUGUGUCUUCCCCCUCAACCUGCUGAGAUUUACAGUGCCGAGUUCUCAUGUUCUUUCUCUGUAAGAGGCUGUUUUCCCUCCUUCCUGCCACGUCACGGCAAAGGGAGCAUGUUCUUUUCAGCCAGGCAUAACUCCUGUGUACUUUAUCCAUUCUGGGACAACAUAAUAACAGGAAAGGUGCAUUGUAAUGUAAGAAUUGUUUUACUUAUUGAAAUGUCUGAGGAUAUCUCAAAUACUGACCACAGCACCUGGGAAU
Messenger RNA from Chaetura pelagica (chimney swift), 2163 nucleotides. It is a transcript of the gene ACTR1A, whose product is annotated as ARP1 actin-related protein 1 homolog A, centractin alpha (yeast). The coding region runs from base 1 to 1116 and encodes 371 amino acids. The transcript has 11 exons. The record is from RefSeq and is a predicted model, not a curated record. Lineage: Eukaryota; Metazoa; Chordata; Aves; Apodiformes; Apodidae.